This is a messenger RNA of Gracilinanus agilis (Agile Gracile Mouse Opossum), 5784 nucleotides long. It is a transcript of the gene CFAP65, whose product is annotated as cilia and flagella associated protein 65. The transcript is spliced from 32 exons. NCBI's taxonomy places the organism in Eukaryota, Metazoa, Chordata, Mammalia, Didelphimorphia, Didelphidae. The record is from RefSeq and is a predicted model, not a curated record. Bases 1 to 5784 code for a protein of 1927 amino acids.
AUGCUUGCCCGAGUGAAGAGUUCGCCCUUGAGCCCUGAGUCUCUGCAGAAACCCAGCGACAGCCUCGAUGGUACCGCUGUCUCCAGCUCUAGCUUCAGUGACACCCCCAGGGCCAGUGGUACCUGCAGCCCUUCCAGUACUACUUGUGCCUGGACCCACACUAGCUUCUCUGCCCAGCCAGAACAAAGUGUGGGAAACCUACGAUGUUCACACAAGAAGCAAUGCAAAAUAAAAAAGAAGAUCUUUUGGGGUAUCCAGGUAGUUGAAGCACUGGUUUGGAAGAACUGGGAGCUGGGCAAGGAGGUCAUCAAACAUCUGACUUUGAAAAAUAUAAGUAUGAAAAUCCAGAAGCUGAAAUACAGGCUUCCCACCACUAAGUUCUUCUUCACAGUGUACCCACAAUCCAUCUUCUUGAGCCCUGGGAUGUCCUUUACUCUUCCUGUAUUCUUCCGGCCCUUGGAAGAGAAGGAGUAUGUGGACCAUCUAAGUUUUGUGAUGCCAGAAGGUGAGUUUUCAAUAGAGCUCAGGGCCUGCCUGCCUUCUCAUCAGUUGACCUGCAUCCCAACACUACAGAUGCCUUUGUGUGCUGUGUCUGAUACCACCGAGGCCUGGUUCAGUCUCUACAAUGUGGGUGACCUGCCUACAUUCUUCACCUGGGAAGUCCCCAACCCAUUCCAUACCUUACCCAGCACCGGGUUGUUAGAGCCAGGAUCAGUCUGUCAGAUCAAGCUUGUAUUCCAGCCUAUUGUUGCCCUCAUCUAUGAUGUCCAGGGCAUCUGUUGGUAUGGAGAAGCCGGGGAACAGAAAACUACCAUCCAAAUCCAGGCCGUUGCUAAAUGUCCCCAGAUAAUGGUAUAUGUAAACAGAAAGGAGGAUGAGGAGAUUGACCCAAUAUCCUUCCAGAAAGUGGUUGAUUUUGGUCCUUCCCCGGUGGGCUACUCCAUGAAGAAGUGUAUCCAGAUGUUUAAUCCAUCUUUGGUGAAUGCUCCAUUCCGGAUUGAGACUAACCGGAUCCUGUAUGAAGAUGACCGAGUAUUCUCCUCCCCAACCACCAAAGGAGUUGUGAAAGCUGGGGCAGAGUUGUGGCUGCCUCUCUUCUUCCGUCCCCAGACUGUAGGCUUAAAGAGCAUGGACUACUUUACAAUUUUACUACCUGGGAACACCUCUCAAGUCACCUUCAAAAUAACUGGUUCAUGCAUAGGCCCUGAUUUGUCCCUGAGUCAGUACUGUAUUGAUUUCAACUGGAUCAGCUUAGGCCAGCGUGCCACAAAAUCCCUAUUUAUCCAAAAUGAUUCUGAUUGCCCUGGUUUCUUCAUGUUUGAGAUUGAUAACCAAGCGAGUGUCUUCUCUGUGGAACCUCAAAGUGGAGUCUUGGCCAGUAAGGAACGCAAAAUGUUGACCAUCACCUUCCAGCCCACACACACCAUCAUCUGCUACAGAAGGGUGGCAUGUCUGAUCCAUCACCAGGACCCACUGUUCUUGGAUAUCAUUGGAACCUGCCACUCUGACACUUCCAAGCCAGCCAUCUUGAGACCCCGGCACCUUAAGUGGUAUCGCACCCACAUGGCACGAGGGCUGAUACUGUUUGCACCAGAUAUAUUGGGCACUAUGCUGAGGGAGAAGAAGUUCAUUCGGGAUGCAGAUGGGGCACUCGUGCUGCGCCAAGAGAUCUCUGGAAGUUCACAACCUGCAAAAUAUCCAUCGAUUCCACCCUUAACAGAAUAUUUCCUUGAUGGAACCAGUGACACUGCUAUCUUCCCUCCAACAGUCACCAUAGAGCCUGUUAUAGUGAACUUUGGCAAGUGCUCUAGUAAUGAGGCACCGGAUCCUGUACCACUCUGCUUGACCAAUCACACCAGAGGCACAGUUACAGUUGCCUGGACUCAUAAAGUCACCAGUCCCUUCCGGGUGGAGCCUGACAUCAUUGACAUCCCCCCACUCAAGAACACAGCCGCCCGCCUAUGUUUCCAGCCUCAAUUCCCCAACAAAAUCUAUGCCACCGAACUUGAGGCCUUUGCCUACUACAGGGUCCUAAGGAGCUUCAACAACAUAGAAGAAGACUGCACUGUGUUUCCAUCUUGGUGUCUUAAACUGAGAGCCAUGGGGCAUACCUACACGGAGGAGCAGGAGUACAGUUUCCCCCGUUAUACCAUAGAUGUCCCCAAGCUUUUCUCAGCAGUCUCUUCCAAGUGCACAAGCUACCGGACCUUGCUGCUCUUCAACAGUGGAUCCUUGAUGCUCUCCUUUGAGCUUCUGCCAACUAGCUGCCCAAACAUCACUGUCCGACCCACCUCAGGCUUCCUCCUCCCUGGGGCCUACCAGAUCUUCCUCCUUUCCACCAUCCCCAAGGGGGCCACCUGGAAACAGCACAAAUUAGCCCUUCAGUUCAACUUUUGCCCCAAGUAUAUUAAGGAAAUCAUAAUGAUGAGCCGAGAAGAGCCACUCGAGAUACAGAUGGAAUCGGGCAAAAUCCUCUAUUUCAAGCCUACUUGUGUAGGAAGCUCUUCCACCAUGCCCUUCAAAGUCCGAAACACCACCCGCCUGCCCCUGACUUUUGAGUGGAAGUUUACCUACCACAGCAGCAAGGUGGUAUCCGUCCAGCCAUCCAAAGGGACCAUCCUACCCAAUGAGUCCAUGAUUCAUACAUGGACCUUCAGCCCUAAUGUUACUACCGACUACCUGAUCCGGGCUGUCUUGUGGGUGUGGGAUGCAGGAGCCCCUUGUCUUCCUUUUCCCAGCCCUCCUCCUUCCAGUGUUCCUUCUACCACUAUUCCUUCUUGCAUGGCAAUUCCUUCCAGUGUUCCUCCUUCCACUGCUCCUUCUUCCAGCCUUCCUCCUUCCAAAGUUCCUCUUUCCACUGGUGUUCCUGCUCGCCAUUCUCCUUCCAAUAUUCCUCCUCCUGUCCCUUCUAAUUCCCGCCUUCCUCUUUCUUCUGAUCCCCCUUCCAACAUUCCUCCUUCCAUUCUUCUUCCUUCGGGCCUUCCUCCUUUUGAAACAAGUCACUACGUACUGAAACUCGUUGGGGAAGGCAUCAAGGCCUCCAUUACUGCAAAAGAAAAGGAACUGGACUUUGGGAAUGUGCUUGUGGACAGUGAGCAGAGGAAGGAUAUGAUCCUGCUGAAUGAUGGGAACUGCACCCUUCACUACCGCCUGUUUGUGGAGCAGACAUUGAGUGGGCCCUGUGAUCCAGAUGUGUUGAAGACCGACCCAAUAAUUCUGAAACUGGAAAAAAUGGAGGGAAUGUUGUGUGCCCGGUCCCAGGAAACCAUCUGCCUUACCGCCUGCCCUACUCGUCGGCUGCAAUAUACUUGGACCAUCAGAUGCUCCCUCCUCUCCCACAAAGACCGUGAAUGUAGUGGAAGGGAAGUCAUAUGCAAGGCAACAAUGAAGGGUGUAUACCCAACCCUCUCAAUUUUGGAUGCCUGUGGAAUGGGCAGUGCUGGGGGCAUUACUCGACAGCAUCUGUGGCGGCUUUUCUCCUUAGAAACUCUCAACAGCUACCUGGAGCGGGACCCUACUUCUUGGGAGCUCACCUAUAGGGUGCCCACCAGACACAGCACAAGCAGGAUUCCCUCCAUCUACACUCCUUUGUUGCUUGAUUUCAAUUUCGGGGCUUCACCCAUUGGAACAGAGCCCUCAGUGGUAUUCCUUUUGCUGAAGAACAGUGGCGUGGUGCCCUUGAACUGGUCUUUCCUGUUCCCCAGUGACCAGCAAAUAGAUCUGGAGUUCUGGGCAGAAAAGACGGAGUUUGACUUUACUGAGUUACAUCAGAUGCGCGUCCAGGACAACGAGAUCUUCUCCAUUGUCCCCAAGUCAGGACAUCUGCAACCUGGGCAGGAGCAGACAGUGGAAUUCAUAUACAGACACAUCUUCGAUGGUACCGAUAAGCUGCCUGUGCUGCUCAAAGUGUCCAAUGGCCGGGAGAUUCUGCUGAACUUUGUAGGAGUGACAGUGAAGGCAGGAGAGAAGUAUGUCCACUUCACAUCCAUCAAACACCGGUUUACCCCAGUGACCAUUGGCACUUCCCUUCCCCCACGUCAGAUUUUUGAACUCUAUAACGGGGGCUCAGUGCCUGUGCUAUAUGACAUCCAGUUGGACGCUCUGUGGAAUGUCCAGAAUAAAAAUUUCCAGCAUCCCAUCUUCCAGUGUCUCAAUCCCCAUGGAGAUAUCCAGCCUGGCAAGACUACGCAAGUCUUCUGGAUCUUCUCACCAAUAGAGGCUAAGACCUAUACUGUGGAUGUCCCCAUCCACAUUCUGGGUUGGAAUUCAGCCGUCAUCAGGUUUGAAGGUGUGGGUUAUGAUCGCUUCAUCAUGGGAAAUACGGCCCCAUUCCACAGUAUCACCACCACUGAUCAAACUCCAACAGUCACAAGACUGAUUGUGCCUGGCCAGGUUGCAUUCUUGUCCCAGUCUCGAAUUUCCCUGGGCAAUAUCCCUGUGUGCUCCAGAUCCAGCCGCCUCAUAUUCCUCAACAAUGCCUCAGAGAAAGAUCCCAUCAUCUUCUCCUGGGACCUAGAAGCAUCGAGUAUAAUAGAGAACGUGAUACUGAAGGUGUCACCCAUGAUGGGAACGGCGGCUCCUGGGGAGAACAUCCCUUGUGUGGUGACCAUGGAGGCUUCACAGCAUGCCUGUUUCUACAGCUUAGACUUGGUCUGCAAGGUUUACCUACAAAAAACCCUGAACCAGUAUGAAAUCGAGCUGCAGGCAUGGGAGAAGGAAAAGGCCCGGCAGGAGGUGGAAUUCACAAUCACAGAAAAUAAUCUGGAGGGACUACUUCAAUUCCAGAGCCCUGGUAAAUUCUGUACAGUAUGUGAUCCUGGAAGGAAGUAUAAGACUUUGCCCCCCAUACAGAAACAACAGCCCUAUACCCCACCAGUCACCUGGAAUCUAAGGAACCCCAAGACUGGGCAGAUCUGGCUCUACCCUGAAGCACCUAAACCCUGCCUGCUCUACCUGGGCCUCAAUGCCCGAGCACAUAACAUGGAUGACUUCCUGAGGAACUUCUUCUCCCAAUCCCCCCGCUUCUUCUUCUGUCCGCCCUUCGAAGAGAAGAAAAGUGAGGGAGAAUCCAUCAUGGUGGAGGAAGAACCUGUUCAGAGUACAUUUUCUAAGCAGGAGAAGCAGAUUGUGAGAGACAUCCUGACCAUAAUUAUCAGGGGCUUGCUAGAAGAUAGGAAAUUCCAUGAAGAUGUGCAACGUGGCCUGGUGGAAGCUAUUCCUUACUUCAGUCAGUUCUGGAGUGAAGAUUCUGCUCGGAUGCGAAACCAGAAAUAUAGCUCAGGUCAUGCCUCUGUUUCUCCUUCCUAUGAGGGAGAGGAGGAAGAAGCAAUUCAACGUGAGGACAAGGAGGAAGACACAGGAGAAGAGGAAUCCUGGGACAAAGGAAAGAUAUUUGAGUCCCUGGAUGGGAGUCUGUCUCCAACCAGCAGCAUCCAGAAAAGGGGUCUGGGUUCCAUGCUGUCAGAAAUGAACAACAUCCUGCAGGAAGAGAGCAGCAGGAUGGAAAAGGAGGUCAUCUCCCGGCGGCCCAGUUUCCUGAGUCUUCGCCAGUCAAUAUUGGAAAACAUAAUCCAGAACAUCAUGAUUGAGGCCAGUCGUGGGGAGGUAGUGCUGACUACGAAGCCCCGAGUAAUAGCCCUCCCUCCGCAGCAGCCUCUGGUCUUGGCCAGUGAGUCAAGCCCAGAAUUAAAGCCCCGUAGACUCUCCAGACAGAACCGAGGCUUUGGCCCCCUCCAAGUGCCUCGGCUUCAGAUCAACUCCGGUGGCGCGGAAGUGGUUACCUAG